AGGUAACAUCUUCUGCCAAUAAAACGGACAUUUCCCCUCUUUGUUCCAAGGUGUAGCAUUUUUGACGUUGCUUCAUCGUCGGGGAGUGUACCGUCGUGUUCAAAUUUCACUGGAGAGUUGCAAAGCAACGGAAGCUGAUCUAGCCUUGGCCAGCUCAGUCGAACUUCUUCUAGGACUGGAAGAUAAGCCCGGUCGCUUCUACGAAAAGCCCAACAGGCACAGAUUGCGCCCAUUCCAAGAUGUCCAUCGACAGGCAAGCGGACAACGCCAUUCGAUUCUACGAGUCAAAAUCUAGGGAUUACGACGACACAUGGCACAGCGACUUCACGAAGCGUUUCAUCUCCUUCCUUGAUAUUCAACCAGGCCAACAUGUGCUCGAUUUGGCGUGCGGGACAGGUCUUUUGAGUUUCCUCGAGGCAGAGGCAGUGGGGCCGGGAGGCCAAGUAGUUGGUAUCGAUGUAACACCGGGGAUGUUGGCCAUAGCUGCGCACAAGAAGACGCAUGGUAGUGACAAGUACUCACAUGUGUCCUUCAUCAAAGGGGAUGUAAUACAUUUAGAAGAGACAGAAGAGCUCAAAGGAAGGUUGUUUGAUGUUAUCACCGUGGCUUCUGCCCUGGUGUUGUUUCCUGACCCCAAAGCUGCUAUUGAACAAUGGUCCACGUAUCUGAAGCCAGGAGGCGUAAUCGCUUUGGACGCCACCCACCCUCGGAACUUGGUGUCUGGCAUAGUGCUUGAGAGAGUCGCUCGCCGUUUGGACCUGCCUAUUCCGUACAAUCGUUCUUGGAGUAAAUCGGAGUCUAGUCUUAAAAAUGUACUAGAAUCGGCUGGUGUCGAAGUAGAGCAGGUUGUCACUGUCAAUAACCAGGCUGGAUAUGGAAGACGUUCUUACAAAAUGGAGCAGUGGGACGACUUCUUCGUCGAGAACGUUAUCGUGAAGGACGUUGCAAAGACGUUUGCGAACAACGAGAUUCGAAGAAAGGCACAAGGUGUGUACAAAGAAGAGUGGGAAAAGUUGGCGAUAGACGGAAAGGUGGAGGAGGUGGAUGCUGUCUUUCUGGGGAUUGCGCGAAAACCUGCUGAUGGCUCGAGAUAUAUUUCGAAAGCAGUCACGGACGAGGUAUGCUUCAAAGGCGGUUGUCGCUGUGGCGGAGUCCAGUACACCUCGAGCGCGAAUCCGUCGGACAUCACUGUCUGUCACUGUCGCGCAUGCCAACAAAUAUCGGGUUCCGAUUAUCUUCCCUUUAUCGAUGUUCCAAUAGCCGCUGUCAAGUUUACCCACUCUUCCACCCGCAAGAUUUUGAAGCUGUCGACUUUUGCGGAACGGACCUUCUGCUCAGAUUGUGGUGCUCCGAUCAGCAUGGCUUUUGCCAAUGAUCCCAAGCACAUCAGCCUGACAACGGCUACGGUUGAUUUGGAGAGCUUAACGUCCGAUACAACGCCGAAAGUUGCGAGGCACAUUUUUCUUCGCGAGAAGGCGCCGUGGGUGGUGUUAUCGGAUGACGGAGCUGAACGUUGGGGUACGGAAGAGUUUGCGCAUUUGUUCAAUGUAACCUAGACGGGUGAAUUGUGAAUUACUAUCUUGAGAGCUUUGCAGCUGCCUAUAGAGCCAAUUUUUUGUUACAAAGCGAACAGAUUUCGCUACGCAUGUUCGAUGGAACGACCGCC
Messenger RNA from Cucurbitaria berberidis CBS 394.84, 1666 nucleotides. RefSeq names its product S-adenosyl-L-methionine-dependent methyltransferase. Gene Ontology annotation, molecular function: carbon-sulfur lyase activity. The record is from RefSeq and is a predicted model, not a curated record. Lineage: Eukaryota; Fungi; Ascomycota; Dothideomycetes; Pleosporales; Cucurbitariaceae. The transcript has 2 exons. Bases 240 to 1556 code for a protein of 438 amino acids.